Messenger RNA from Amphibalanus amphitrite, 2011 nucleotides. RefSeq names its product betaine--homocysteine S-methyltransferase 1-like. Gene Ontology annotation, molecular function: betaine-homocysteine S-methyltransferase activity; zinc ion binding. Lineage: Eukaryota; Metazoa; Arthropoda; Thecostraca; Balanomorpha; Balanidae. The record is from RefSeq and is a predicted model, not a curated record. The transcript is spliced from 8 exons. The coding region runs from base 349 to 1500 and encodes 383 amino acids.
GGCGCCCUGCCACGCCGGAGCGCUGUUGUGCGACCUUGGACACUGGCGAAAAUAAACACCUCGUAUCAGUGUACAAUGUAGAUGGCUCUUCACGCUGCAGCGGGAACAGCUCCGGGGGCCCUAAUUCAGCGCGAGGGCCGUAUAUAAUGCAUGGACAGCGCCGGCCAUCUUCUAAGUGGUGUCGACCGGCCUGCGCGUGCCCCGUCCGCAGCGAUACCGCAGCGGCGGCCCGAGCGCGUCUGUCGGCUGACCUGACUCCAGAGUCCAGCGGAGGGUGGUCUGCUGCGGCCUGCCACCUCGCCAUCCGGCUCCCUGCACUCCCACACUGCGCCAACUGACGACUGAGCCAUGGAACGCCCCGGCAACGGACAACCGAAUAAAAAGGGCCUGCUGGAGCGUCUACGGGACGGCGAUACUAUUAUCGGCGAUGGCGGCAUGAUCUGCGAGAUGGAGAAGCGCUGCUACGUGCAGACGGGCUUCUGGACGCCGGAGGUGUGCGUCACCCACCCUCAGGCAGUGACAGAGCUGCACCGCGAGUAUGCGCGGGCCGGCGCCGAUGUCCUUCAGGCGCUCAACUUUUUCGCGAACGAGUCGCUGAUGCAGGAGCUGGGCAUCAAGCAGUCGGUCGAGGAGGUGAACAGAGCUGCCUGCCGGCUGUGUCGGGAGGUGGCCGAGGAGAAGGGACUCCUGUUCACCGCCUCGCUGACGGCCACACCCGUGUUUGAGAAGGGAGGCUCCCGGCAGGAGGUGGUCGACUCUUACCGGCAGCAGCUGAAGCCGAUCGUCGAGGAGCGCGUCGACUUCAUCAUGUGCGAGUGGCUGUUCGACAUUCGCGAGAUGGAGCUGGCGAUCGGAGCGGCCCGCGAGACCGGCCUGCCGGUGGUCGCCUGUAUGACCAUCGGUCCGCUCGGAGACCGGUGCGGCGUGUCGCCCGAGCAGUGCGCCCUGCGCAUGGCGCGCGCAGGAGCCGACGUCGUGGGCACCAACUGUGCCGUGGGUCCGCGCGUCUGUCUGCAAACGCUGCACCGCAUGCGGCUAGCGCUGCAGCGGGAGGGCCUGCAGCCGUUCCUGAUCGGCCAGCCGAUCGGUCUGAGGACGCCCGACGACGGGCGCACCAUGAUCGGCCGGCCGUACUGGCCGCUCGCCUGUGAGCCGGUAACAAUAACGCGAUUCGAAGCCAACCUGUUCGCUCGCGAGGCGUACGAGGAGGGCAUCCGGUACAUCGGCGGCUGCUGCCACUUCCGCUCCUACCACAUCAGGGCGAUGGCCGAGGAGCUGGCGAAGGAGCGCGGCGGCCGGAAGCCGGAGGCGGCCUCCCGACUGGGCUGCUGGGGCGGCGGCCUGGACCGUUUCUCGGAGCCGGAGGUGCAGAGCCGCGUGGGCCGCCAGCACUGGGCGCACGUGGCGCCCGACCUGCACACACUCGGCGACCAGUCGCCCGCCCAGCACUUUGCCGACUGGAAGAGCGCGCUCAAGCGCAGCGUCAGCGUGGACUACUGAGGGAGGGUGCGCCGCCGUGCCGCCGCCGUCCGGCCUGCUGCAGCGCGGCGCGGACGGACGCCAGUCGCCGCCGGCGGGCUGUGAGCCUUGGCGUGGGCACCAGGCUCGGGCAUGAGCCAGCGGGCACAUGCUGGGUGCAUAGUUAAACGCAUAUGGUGCUCGGACGGGGUUCCUUCAUUGCUGUGUGAUUAUCACGGAGGGUUUCAGACGGCAAUCAUAGCUGAUCUUCUGUUUGUCGCCGUGCGACCUGGCUGCCGGAUGGUUCAAUUUUGAACGCUGUUGGCCUGCAGGCCACCCUGAUAUAUUGUUGCUAUGCAAUUAGGUACCUACCCAUGGUCGUCGUUCCCUGGAAUAGUGGUUUAUCGUUCUAUGUUGCGUCUAGGUCCGCCCUGGUAACGUGUUAAGCUCAAGUACCUAGUAUACGAUUGUUGGUAAUGAAUCAUAUUACGCACAGAUUGUGUCCGCCCCCCCCCCCCUUGCCCACGCCAACAAUACACCGGCGAGGAGGAAA